AAAAAAUUCUGAAUAUAAAAAUUUCUUUAUAUUCAAUCAUCAUGUUAAUAUCGUUUAUAAGAAUUUGGUCAAGACAAAUUUUAAUUCUAUUAUGGCCAAUGAUUCUGUUGGGUGGUGGAUGUUUUUUGAAUCAAUGUCAUGCAUUUAUCGGUGAAGAUUCAACACCAAUAUCAAAUCAUCAUUAUUUGUCAUCAAAUAUUCAUCAGAUAAAUCAUAGUAAUUCUUGGCCAAUCGAUCGUUAUGAUAACGAUGGUGAUCAAUCAACAAAUCGAGAAAAUAUUAAUUUUUUCGAUCAAAUCAAUGCAAAAAAUCAUCGACCAUCCAGUUUUAUAUCACCAUCUGAAAGUCAAUCUCGUGUAGCUAUAGCAUCGCCUGAUGAUGAUAAUGAUUAUGAUCAUAAUUAUAAUUCAAAACAUUCAAAUCGUUUGCAAUUUUCGGCUCAAUCAACCAAUCCUAAUGUUUAUUAUUAUAGUCCGAAAAACUAUGGACGAACAUCAAAUCAUUCAUCAUCAUCAAUGAUAACAUCAACUCCAGGAUCGACAAUCGAAACGCAACAAACUGCUUCACAUCAUCUUAAUACACCAGAAACAAAAUCUUCAUAUUCAUCAUCACCAGUAAUGACAUCUGUGGACAAAUCGAGUAAAAUUCAAUUUGAAUCAAAUGAUCCAUCAUUAUCAUCAUCAUCAUCCUCUUCAUCGCCUGGAAAGACAUUAUUGAUACAUAAAUUCUAUAAUCAUGAUCUAUCACAAAUGACUGCCGCUUUGAAUAAACAUACGGGUAAUAAUGUUCCAGAGAUAUUCAUUUCAAGUGGUCAUUUGAAUCAAGGUUCAACCAAUCCGAGCAAAUCGGAACAUUCAACUAUAGAUCAAGAUAAUGAAAAUGUAACUUAUGAUGACGAUGAUGAUGAAAGCGAUGUAAAUGUGCAUAAUGAUCAAGAUGGUGAUGAUCAACUGUCACCACCUUCAAAUAUAAUAUAUCGUCAUAGACAAUUCCCAUCAGAUAAUGAUCGUAGCGACAGUGGUUCAUCAUCACCAACCUCAAUUAAAAGCGUUUAUCGAUUGCAUAAACCUAAUAGUUCAUCUAGUAGUCCAAGGUUAUUGCGAAGAUAUUAUACAACGGGAAAAUCACCAUCAACAUCGAUACCGAUGGCAGCUACUUUACGACAUAUGCAAACAUCUCAUUCUCAUCCUAUGCCACAUUAUUAUAUACCAUCAUCGGGAUUAUCAACACAUUCACAUGGAAUGUAUGAUACAUCAUCAUUAGGAGGUCAUCAUGGUACAAACCAUCAUCAUAUAAGUUUACCAGAAAAAUCUGGUACAUGGCUUGGAUCAGGAUUGGCUGCUGGUAUCUUGAUCGGUGCCAUACCAUUUGGCAUUAUGAUGGCAUCGAUGAUGCCAACUUUAUUUACUGGUGCAAUGCCGAUUGUUAAUACAGCUGCAGUAGGUAAAAGACGUCGACGUAGAAGUAUCUUAGAUGAUUGGGCAACAAUUGUUGGUCAACAACAAUCGACAAAUAGUAGAAGAUCGAUUAGUUUAUUAGAUCAUGUAACAAUGGAUAAAUUAGGUGUGUUCAUACGACGAGGUAUUGUCGAUAUCAUAAAAUUAUUGAAUGAACAAAAUGAUAAUUUUGGUCAUGAUAUGGCCAAAAAUAAUCAUCGGGUUCCAUUCGAUCGAAAUGAUGGUGUCAAACAGCAACAGCAGCAACAACAACAACAGCCAAAGCCAUCAUAUUUAUAUUCUGAUGGUAAUUUCAAUGACAAUGGUAACAAUUUGUAUAUGAAAACGAUAGCUAAAUAUGCAUUGGCUGCAUUGGACGAACCAAAAUGUAUUAAAGAAAUGUUAUGUUCAUUGAUGGCCGAUGGUCGACAUGCACGAACAACACCAUGGCAAAAAACUUUAUAUUUAUUGAUCAAAUGGUUGCCCAAAAAUUUUGAAAGAAGUAUUGGUUUGGAUGAUUUAUUCACAGCUGUACGACGAAAUUCAUGCCUACAAUCAUAUAGAUGUCCAAUUACAAUCCAUUCAUUGAAUACAAAUCAUAAUCAAUAUAAUGAUCGUCAUCCAAAUAAUAAUCAAAAUAAUCAUCAUCAUCAACAACGGCAACAUGAAUAAUCAUUAUUAUCAUAAACACAUGAUUAUUGAACAAAGUGUUUGAUCAAG
This is a messenger RNA of Dermatophagoides pteronyssinus (European house dust mite), 2156 nucleotides long. RefSeq lists its product as uncharacterized. The record is from RefSeq and is a predicted model, not a curated record. Lineage: Eukaryota; Metazoa; Arthropoda; Arachnida; Sarcoptiformes; Pyroglyphidae.